Molecule: messenger RNA, 2814 nt
Organism: Colias croceus (clouded yellow)
Lineage: Eukaryota; Metazoa; Arthropoda; Insecta; Lepidoptera; Pieridae
Product: venom dipeptidyl peptidase 4
Exons: 13
Coding region: 144-2366 (740 amino acids)
Biological process (GO): proteolysis
Molecular function (GO): dipeptidyl-peptidase activity; serine-type peptidase activity
Source: RefSeq, a predicted model, not a curated record
AGCAUCGAGUGCCGAACUGCCCAGUAAGUGAUCGUGCGCUGUUCUGUUUGGUUGUGUGUGAUGUAAUGUACUUGUGAUGACUACAUACUUGAACCACUUAACUUAUUAAUCUCGCUGUGACUUGUGCGCCCAUUCACGUAAAAAUGGAGAGGUUACCAAAUAUGUACAUCAUUUGUACGGCGAUAAUUGCAACUUUAAAUGGUGCCUUGGCUCAAAGAGUUCUAAAAACGUUUACUUUAGAAGAACUAGUGCCUCUUCAAGCAGAUUUUGUUCCCGAGAGAGUUGCCGUUCAAUGGAUAUCAGAUUCUGAAUAUAUAGUAGCAGAACCUGGUGCGAUACAGAAAUACAAUGUAGAAACCGACACCUUUACUAAAUUAAUAAAUGAAACUGAAUUGACGAAUUUAAGUCAAUAUGCGAUGUCAACUUUUUCCAAUGAUCAAAAAUAUCUACUUUUGGUUUCCGAGCGGACGAAGGUAUAUCGAUAUUCAACGUUGGCAAAAUAUUCUGUAUACAACCUCGAAAGCAAAACGGUGUCGAAAAUAGGAAAUGGACACUUACAAGUUGUGCUAUGGGACAGUGGCCAAGCUAUAGCUUAUGUGGAAGAUAAUAACGUAUUUUACAUACCGGAUGCCGAACAUUCUGAUAAAGUGAGGCAAUUGACCACAGAAGGCAUCCCGGGAAAAGUUUAUUGCGGUGCUGCUGAUUGGAUCUAUGAAGAGGAAAUACUGAAUGCUGCAGAAGCAAUGUGGUUCUCAACAAAUGGAUCCAAUUUAGCUGUUGCUAUCUAUAACGAUGCGUCAGUAGAAUCUGCGGUAUUUCCAUACUAUGGCAAUCCCCUGGACUUUGAGAAUCAAUAUCCUAAAAUGAUUGAAUUUAAAUAUCCCAAGGCAGGUCGGCUAAAUCCAGCGGUAGAACUACGAGUUUACAAAUUAAAAGAGCCAACAAGUGAUCCCAUACAUAUCAACGCACCUAUCGAUGUUAUUGGUGAAGAUCACGUUUUGGGUAGAGUGAGUUGGCCAACGGAUAAUGAUAUCUUAGUGCUAUGGUUAAACAGAAGACAAAAUGUAAGCGUUUUAGUCAAAUGUGAUUUGAUAGAAGAUAGAUGCUCAGUAUUGAAAGAGCAUACAGAACCAAACGGUUGGAUCGAUAUACGUGAGCCGCUAUUUAAUGAAAAUGGAACGAAAAUGGUGGAAAUACAACCAGAGAAAUACGACGGUCAGCGAUAUUUUCACGUCACGCGCUUUGACUUUGAAACUCUAGAGACGGAGGACUUAUCGCCCGGCAACUCAACGAUUACCGAGAUUUUGGGUUGGAAUCAAGAAACGGACACGAUCUUUUUCAUUGCUUCACCGGCAAAUGUACCCUGGCAACGACAAUUAUGGUCGGUGUCUAAAGGCAAUAUUUUAUGUAUGACGUGUACUCAGCCUUCCUGUCACAACGUGGACGGCAUGUUUUCUCCUGGCGCUAGCUACGCUAUACUAACUUGCAGUGCAUUUAAUGUACCACCGAUAAAUUACUUCUAUGUAGCCCAGAAAAACGGUUUCAAACUGCUCACAAAAAAUGCUCGAUUGCUUGAAAAACUAAGCCAGUAUAAAAUGCCCAUGGUUAUGUACAAUAUGAUGCCGUUGGAAGAGAAGGUUAUCUCACACAUUAAAUUACAAUUGCCUCCUGAUAUGGAGGAAGGUAAAAAGUAUCCGAUGAUCGUAAGAGUGUAUUCUGGUCCAGGAACAUCUAGAGUUAAGGACGCGUUUGAUAUGGAAUAUUACAACACCUAUCUAUCAGUGAACAGGAGUAUUAUAGUUGCGUCAAUAGAUGUUCGAGGUUCAGGAGUAAUGGGGUUAGAACCAAUGCAUGCUCUGAACAGAGCUUUAGGGACAGUUGAGAUUACAGACACUUUGGCCGCUAUCAGACGUUUACUAGACUUGCAUCCAUUCAUCGACCGUGAGCGGAUCGGCGUGUGGGGUUGGAGUUACGGCGGUUACGCGACCACUAUGAUGCUUGUCAAAGAUAGCGAGAAGCUGCUCGCGUGUGGCGCUGCUGUCGCCCCUGUUACGUCCUGGCUUUAUUAUGAUACAAUUUACACGGAGCGUUACAUGGACACGCCUCAAGAGAACAUGGAUGGGUACAGGCAGUCGGAUCUCAUGUCGCAAGCUGGCAAAUUGCGAGGACGUCGUUACCUCCUGGUCCACGGCACUGGGGAUGACAACGUACAUUUCCAACACAGCAUGCAAUUCGCCAAGGAAUUGCAGAGAGCUGAUAUACCUUUUGAACAAAUGAGUUAUACAGACGAGAAUCAUUCUUUGAGAGGAGUGAGUCGACAUUUCUACCACACAUUGGACCGCUUUUGGACGGAUUGUUUUAACUAAUUAUAUGAAAAAGUAUUAUAACUAUGUAAAAGACUGUGAUCAUAAGCCACUGCUGUUUAAAAGAAAAUGAGCUUAAAAUCUCUAGAGAUAUACUUAAAUUAUACAUGUAUACAUAAAAUUAUAUGGAUCAUAUGUGUUCUUUGUUUUUAAGAUAAAGUUUGUAUUUAUUUACAAAAUAACUUUUACUGUCUUUUAAUAGGCUACUUAAGACGUUGACGAUGUGCUAAUAUAGUAUACGGUUUAUUUUACAAAAUAUAAUUAUUGUUAUCGACUAUUUUUGUUUUUCUUUUGACAAACUUUAUAACUAAGUAUCUUUUAGUAUUUGAUUAGAAGAAAAAUAAAAACAAAUGUAUUUAUUUGUAAAGUAACAGAACAAAAAGCAUUUACUUCGAUGCUCAUUUUCUUUAGCAUAAUAUGAAAUUCGAAUAAUAAAAUGAGAUAAUUUAUA